ACUUGAACUCCCCCUGAGCCUGGCGUUGCGACCAUGACCGAGGAAUCCCACGUCGGCGACCUGUUCGCCACCGCCGACCAGAAGCAGGAGAUUUCUGAUUUACACCGUGAAACUCUUCCUCUGGUCGUCACUGAGGAGGAAGCUUUGGCUCGCGCCAGGAACCAGCCCGAUGAAGCCCUCCCCUUGCGCAUCACUUUUGGCCCGCAAGAUCGGGACAACCCCCGCUGCUGGGGUCACUGGCGCAAGUGGUACAUCACCCUGUUUGCUAGUUUUCUGAACGUCAUCACAACUUGGUCUUGUGGUUCCUUCUCCUCCGGAGCCACCGGCAUCGCGGAGCAUUUCCACGUGUCUACCGAAGUCACCACGCUAUGCUUGUCCAUGUAUGUGCUGGGAUAUGCCAUUGGACCUGUCUUGCUGGCUCCUCUAUCCGAGUACUUCGGUCGCCAGCCCGUUUAUAUCGUCUCGUGGUUCAUCAUGUCCCUCUUCCAGAUGCCUCUGGCACUGGCACCCAACAUUGGCACCAUUAUUGUCUGCCGUUUCAUUGCCGGUUUCGCAGGUGGUGCCCCGUUGACCAACACGGGCGGUACCAUCAGUGAUCUGUGGGAGCGUAAUCAGAGUGGUGGCCCCAUGGCCUUCUACGGUCUUAGUAGCACGUUUGGCCCGCCCAUGGCCCUGGUGGUCAGCGGCUACAUUGGCCUGAACCUGAACUGGCACUGGAUCUUCUGGAUCAUGAUGGCCAUCACUGGUGGCACCUGGAUUGCCCUGGUCCUCACUAUCCCGGAAACUCGCCACAGUAUCAUUCUGCAGCGUAAGGCAUCCCGCGUGCGCAAGCAGAUGCAACGCGAGGGGCUGCGCUCCGCUGAGACCACCACCGACCUCCACGCAGAAGACCGCAAGGGCCUGCACCAGUUGUUCGCUAUCACCCUCACUCGUCCCUUCCGCUUCCUGUUCACCGAGCCCAUCACCACCUUCUCCGCCAUCUACAACGGCUUCCUUUACGGCCUGGUCUACCUCUUCAACGAAGCCUUCCCCCUCGUUUUUGGCGAACCCAACGGCCACGGCUUCAACGUCGGCCAGCAGGGUCUCUGCUUCCUGGGUAUGGCCAUUGGACCCAUCAUCGCCUGCGCCCUAUCCCCGCUGCAGGAGCGGUACUACCUGCGUCGCGUGGCCGAGAACAGCGGCCGCAGUGUGCCCGAGGCGCGUAUGUGGAUGGCCCGUGUCGGCUCCUUGCUCAUCCCGAUUAGUCUGUUCUGGUUCGGCUGGACCAGCUACCGGUCCGUGCACUGGAUUGUCCCCAUCAUUGCGUCUUCCUUCUUCGGGGCGGGUCUCUACAUCGUCAUCCUCAGUAUCCUCAACUACGUCGUCGACAGUUACCAGACGUACUCUGCCUCCGCGUUGGCCGGUGUCAUCCUCGUCCGGAACCUCGUCGGUGCUGGAUUCCCCCUGUUCGCUACGCAGAUGUACGAAAAGCUCGACUACGAGUGGGCGUCCAGUCUGCUGGGCUUUAUUGCCAUUCUGCUCGUGCCGAUUCCCUUCAUCUUCUUCUACAAGGGUCGUGCCAUUCGGUUGCGCAGUCCUUGGGCGCGCGAGCACUUUGACUCGGAUGAGGAUAGUCCCCAUUAGCCUGGUUCCACUGCAAAAGUGUCUUGUCUUGUCUGUAUAUAGGUGCAUCCGUAUGACGUUAUGAUAGCAAUUAGAUGCUUAAUACUACCACAUUAUGUUCCUCUAUACUCCAUGCAUACUCUCCAUAGUUGUAGACCUAUAGUCAAGGCACUGGGCCUUGACGUCGACAUUCUGAUCCGUUCCUCGCCCCACAAUAUAUAUUCCACCACAAUCCACCUUUGUUAACACCCACACCACUUAGUACUUCACACUUCUCUCACAAUCAAUGUAUAAUCCCUAAAUCGACCCAAUUGCCAUCCUCAUCCAGCAUAGCCAUGCCUAGAAACAACAAUGUACGUAAACAGCGCAACUAUCCCCUAGCGCCAUCAUGGCCAAAUAGCCUCGGUCGGGGGAUAACGGCACAGUGCCGGCUGCGAUCGGAACAAGGGAGUGCUAACGUCACGAGUGUGGCAACUGUAGACCUGCUUGUCGAAAGACCUGCCAUGCUACACCAUGCCAUGUGCUGUGCCAUGUCAGACCCAUCGUGGUGGACAGUGACGUUGGACUGUGGGGACCAAGCGAUUCAAUCUGGGGGAUGGGGUCGGCGAAUCAAGCUGAGAGUCAUUGGUUCAUAGGAUUGCAUAAUAGAGUUGCUGGAUUGGGUUAGUUGGUGUGGGAUUGGGGGUGGAUUAUGUC
Aspergillus welwitschiae is the source of this 2298-nucleotide messenger RNA. RefSeq names its product MFS transporter. The record is from RefSeq and is a predicted model, not a curated record. NCBI's taxonomy places the organism in Eukaryota, Fungi, Ascomycota, Eurotiomycetes, Eurotiales, Aspergillaceae. Bases 34 to 1623 code for a protein of 529 amino acids. The transcript is spliced from 2 exons. Gene Ontology annotation, biological process: transmembrane transport. Gene Ontology annotation, molecular function: transmembrane transporter activity.